GGGAGAUCAGUUAUAGUGAAUGCAGGGUCCGGGGAGACCAGAUAUAGUGAAUGCAGGGUCCGGGGAGACCAGAUAGAGUGAAUGCAGGGUCUGGGGAGACCAGAUAUAGUGAAUGCAGGGUCCUGGGAGACCAGAUAUAGUGAGUGCAGGGUCCUGGGAGACCAGAUAGAGUGAAUGCAGGGUCCGGGAAAACCAGAUAUAGUGAAUGCAGGGUCUGGGGAGACCAGAUAUAGUGAAUGCAGGGUCCUGGGAGACCAGAUAUAGUGAAUGCAGGGGUCCUGGGAGACCAGAUAUAGUGAAUGCAGGGUCUGGGGAGACCAGAUAUAGUGAAUGCAGGGUCCUGGGAGACCAGAUAUAGUGAAUGCA
Molecule: messenger RNA, 366 nt
Organism: Staurois parvus
Lineage: Eukaryota; Metazoa; Chordata; Amphibia; Anura; Ranidae
Source: the annotation of a GenBank genome assembly